Messenger RNA from Miscanthus lutarioriparius, 276 nucleotides. NCBI's taxonomy places the organism in Eukaryota, Viridiplantae, Streptophyta, Magnoliopsida, Poales, Poaceae. The record is from the annotation of a GenBank genome assembly.
AUGAAGAUCAAGGCGCUGGACUUCGUGCACGCGCUCGUCUCCGCGGUCCUGUUCGUCGUCGUGGCCCUCGGCAACUCCGGCAUACAGAGCUGCCUGUUCCCGGACAUCAGGCCGGACGCCAGGGAAGUGCUCAUGAACCUUCCGGUGGGACUAGGGUUCCUGUCCAGCAUGGUGUUCAUGAUCUUCCCGACAACAAGGAAGAGCAUCGGGUACACAGACUUGAUGCCUCAUCAACAAGAAGAAGAUGGGAAACGAAGCAAUAAUAAUGCAGUAUAA